Oldenlandia corymbosa var. corymbosa is the source of this 2210-nucleotide messenger RNA. NCBI's taxonomy places the organism in Eukaryota, Viridiplantae, Streptophyta, Magnoliopsida, Gentianales, Rubiaceae. The record is from the annotation of a GenBank genome assembly.
CACUUCGGCUGUGUGUUUCGAGAUUUGUGUGGUUGGUUUGGGGUCGUUGAGGGUGUUGAGACCACCUCUCUUCAUUGAUAAAAAGAUCACAAAUUCAAAGGCCGAAACAUUUAAAAAUUUGAGGAGACAUUAAAUUUGGUUUUGAUUAUUUUGCAUAGGAUUGCGGGCAUUGUGCGUGUUUUUUAGUCAGUGUCAAAACUCAGGUGACGUACUGCAAUAAACCAAAAGUUAAAUAAAAGAGAGAAAAAAAGACCCGCUGGUUCAUUCUAUUUUCUAUAUAUUCCGGCAGCUUUGUAUGCCGGCGGCAGUAGUGGCUCGCCGGUGUUGAAUUACCAGUAAGUGAAAGGAUGAGUACGCUAAGACCGUCGACUUCGGAGCUGGAUUUGGAUCGCCCCAAUAUAGAGGAUUACCUCCCUUCUGGAUCCAUCCCAGAGCCCCACGGCAAACUCCGCCUACGUGAUUUGCUGGAUAUUUCCCCUACCCUCACUGAGGCAGCUGGCGCCAUUGUUGAUGUAAUAAUCUCUGCUCCUUUUCUAUUUUACUACUUUGCUUUAUUUUUGGUUUUCUUUUUAUUCUUCUUAGGUUUUAGUUUUGCUUGUGUGCUGUACUGAUUUGACUGUCAAUCACUGAUUAGGUUGUGGAUUUUCGGAGAGAAACAUUUCUGAAGCCUGUAUCUCUUUUUUUGGGUAUAAUCUGUUGACACUGUAGCUUGUGCUGAGAAAUAUACAUAUGUAAAACGGGCCUUUUGAAGCCUGUAUCUCUUUUUCGGAGUAAUGAAUUUGACUGUGCUGCAAAUCGGGCGAAGGAUGUAUAAAAAUAAAUGUUAUUAGCCGUCUGCAUAUGAACUAACUUCAUACUUGGUUAUAGGUUUGAUUUUUCUGAGCUUUUAGUGAAAAGCUGGUAUUUCCUUCCUCUAUUGUUAGGAUUAGUUCAGUAUACACUUUAGCUUAACUUAGAAUAGGUACUAGAUUUUCAGAUUGUUUAGAGCUCAAUUCUUCUGAUAUUUAUGACAGGACUCCUUCACACGAUGUUUCAAGUCCAUUCCUCCGGAACCAUGGAACUGGAAUAUUUAUCUUUUUCCUUUGUGGUGCAUGGGUGUGCUGGUCAGAUACCUUAUCCUCUUCCCUCUCAGGGUUAUUGUAUUGACUUUGGGAUGGCUAAUAUUCCUCUCCUGCUAUAUUCCUGUGCAUGUACUAUUGAAAGGCAAUGACAAAUUGAGGAAAAAAUUGGAGAGGGUUCUGGUGGAGUUGAUUUGCAGUUUCUUUGUUGCAUCAUGGACCGGGGUUGUCAAGUAUCAUGGCCCACGGCCAAGCAUCCGGCCUAAGCAAGUGUUCGUGGCAAACCACACUUCAAUGAUUGAUUUCAUCAUUCUAGAACAGAUGACUGCAUUUGCUGUAAUUAUGCAGAAGCAUCCCGGGUGGGUUGGAUUAUUGCAAAGUACUAUCCUAGAAAGUGUUGGAUGUAUCUGGUUCAAUCGGUCAGAGGCUAAGGACCGUGAAAUUGUAGCCAGAAAGCUUAGGGAACAUGUUGAAGGUGCCGAUAAUAACCCUCUUCUUAUUUUUCCUGAAGGAACAUGUGUAAACAACCAUUACACUGUUAUGUUCAAAAAGGGUGCUUUUGAACUUGGAGCCACUGUUUGCCCAGUUGCAAUCAAGUACAACAAGAUCUUUGUCGACGCCUUCUGGAAUAGUCGAAAACAAUCAUUCACAAUGCAUCUGUUGCAACUAAUGACAUCGUGGGCUGUUGUUUGUGAUGUCUGGUACCUGGAGCCUCAAAAUCUGAGGCCUGGAGAAACACCGAUUGAAUUUGCUGAGAGGGUGAGGGACAUUAUUUCUGUACGAGCCGGUCUUAAAAAGGUUCCAUGGGAUGGAUAUUUGAAAUAUUCACGUCCUAGUCCUAAACAUAGAGAACGGAAGCAACAGGGCUUUGCCGAAUCAAUGCUGCGUCGUCUUGAGGAGAGAUAGAGAAAUAAAUAUGGUGAAAGAUGGAUACCAGCGUUUGUUCAUUUUUGUUUGUGUCUCUGCUUUGAGGUGGUUGAGACUUGAACGUUUUGUUCCAAAAGCACAAUCAGUAGUGAGAAAUUUAAAUAUUUUUUAAACUGUUAUUUUUAUUUUCAUAUUAAUCUUUAACUAUUACAGUCGAUGUGCAAUUAAUUGUUGAUGAUUGUGGUUUUGUUCAACACAAAUGAGAAUAAUCUAACCAAAACAGCG